Molecule: messenger RNA, 246 nt
Organism: Oppiella nova
Lineage: Eukaryota; Metazoa; Arthropoda; Arachnida; Sarcoptiformes; Oppiidae
Source: the annotation of a GenBank genome assembly
AUGAGUACCGUGUUGGAUAUGCCGUCUGAGUGCCGGUGCUCUGCAACUCAUGCAUUCAAUUCAAGUGACGAAUCGGACGACGACGAGGACGUAGACGAGGCGGACGACGACGAAGACAAAGAAGAGACCGCAGCCGUCAAAAUACAAUCGCAAUACCGGGGCUAUAAGACCAGGAAAAACUACAAAAACAAGAUUAAUAAUAACAAUAUGAAGGCCGAGGAGGUAGGCAACCAAUUGGUGCUAUAA